ACAGAGUAAAGAGGCAGGCAGGGCUAAGUCUAUUCUCUGAUAUCCACCAAUUUUUGACAGGAAUUAAACCAUUUCGUAAGUAUGAAAUGUAGUGUUUUGUGUUAUUAAAUAUCUAAUAUUAUAAUAUAUUUUCUUAUAAACAGGCAAUUUACCGUGGAUAGGGUGAAAAGGAAAAUAAAUGUUAACUUUAAACAAAAUAAUUAAAAAUUAUCAGUGGUGAGUUAGGUAUUAUGGAUCCAUUUCAGCUUUAAGUUUUCUAAGACUGUAACAUAUCAUAUUAAUAUGAUAUUGUGUAUCAACACGUCGGUUCCCAAGACACUUUUUAUAAUAGAAUAAUUACUGCUUCUUAUUUUAUUUCAAACAUUGUGGUUUUUGUUCAAGUUUUCAAAUACGAUAGUCAGCAACUUGUAUCCAAUUCUGCUAUUCUAGCAAUUGUAAUAACUUAAAAAAAAAAAAAAAAUCAACUUUAAACAAAUGUUGAGUCUCUAAAUAUCCUAGACGGUUUCUCAGUUUAGUAAGAAGAAAAUGUUACCAACUUUAUGAAUAAUUACUGCUUCUUAUUUUAUUUCAAACAUUGUGGUUUUUGUUCAAGUUUUCAAAUACGAUAGUCAGCAACUUGUAUCCAAUUCUGCUAUUCUAGCAAUUGUAAUAACUUAAAAAAAAAAAAAAAUCAACUUUAAACAAAUGUUGAGUCUCUAAAUAUCCUAGACGGUUUCUCAGUUUAGUAAGAAGAAAAUGUUACCAACUUUAUGAAAUUGAUGAAUAGCCAGAACACAAUCAAAUAGCUAGGUGAAUACUAUGAUCAUAAAAGUGAAUGAGGAUCGUAAUAGUAUCCGUUCUUUCAAGAAUUAACUCUCUUAAGUAUCCAGUCUCUCGUAAUCGUAUCCAAUCUCUCAUAUACAAUAUCUUAAGUAUUUACUCUCUCAAAUGUUUGGGGUUUGUUUUGAUGCUAUCAUCUACUUGUUUUAAACUACACUUACCAUGUAUCUGGUGUUGACUUGAUUCACCACUAAUGCGGUUGAAAAUGUGCCUUCUACAGCUUCAUUAAACGCAUUUAUUUUGUAGUAGCUAUUUCUACCCAGUAGAGUAUGUCGCCUACAUAUGCCUGGUACUGCAAUGGUUUUUAUAUAUGUUCUCUGAAAAUAGAUUGUUAUCGUUCAACUGGUGCUGAAAUGUAUACUUCAAACACAGUUUUAUGGGUGUAAAGUUAGCGAGUCCCAUUUUAAGUCAUGUGUGUCAUUUAACUAUUCCUAGUAAUUUGUGUCAGUAAAUAGUUUAAUAUAAAAAAAGGUUUUGCAUAAUUAAGAGAGAAUAUGUUCCUAUUUUAAUGUAAUGGAAUUCUACUUAGAUUUAAAUACUGAGUUUCUUUUCUUGUUUACGAUAUGUGGAUACAGGUGGCUCUAUAGGAACUGUCGGCCCAUUGAUCAAUAUAAAGUGAAUUAUUAAACACAAAACAUGGGUGCUGCCGAUUCAAAAUUAAAUCUUCUUCUCAUUGGCAAAACCGGAAGUGGAAAAAGCUCUUCAGGAAAUGCCAUCGCUGGGGAGCAAGUGUAUGAAACAUUCAGUACAUCCACAUCCUGCACACGGCGUGUGAAAUCUUGCAAUAAAUUUAGAUGGGGAAGACAGUUAACUCUGGUUGAUACUCCAGGACUUAUGGAUACCUCAAUGAAUGAUAAUGAAAUCGAACAAUGCUAUUUCGCCAGGAGAGUCAUACAAGACGCGUUCAAAAUACCAGAAACAGGAUUUCAUGCAAUUAUAAUUGUAUUGAAUUAUAUUGAGAGAUAUUCCAAUGAAGACAUACGCGUAACAAACAUGUUAAAAGAGAUUUUUGGUACUAAUUUGUAUAGAUUCACAAUUUUAUUAUUUACACAUGGCGAUAAUUUUGACCAAGAAUAUCGUACUCAAGAUAAUGCUAGAGCAAGCAAAAAGCGUUUCGCGGAAUGGUGCGAUGAAACACAGGGUGAUCUCAGAGUAUUACUCCAGCAAUGCAAUUUUAGAGCAGUAUUAUUCCAUAAUAACCCUAGUUACCGUGGAGACAGAGAUGUAGAGUUCUUAGAGUUAUUGAGACACGCCGAAUGUAUUAAACGGUCAAAUAAGGAAUACACAAAAUCGAAUUUUGCUGGGGCUCAAAGAACCAGAGAUAAAUUAAUUUUGACGACAUGUCUCGCAGAGCUGAAAGCUAAAAUCAAUUCAGAGUUACGAACACUAAGACACGACUUUGAGCUCAUGAGGUCACAGCGAGGAAUAAUUAUUGAAAGAGCUAAUGAGGUCUUUGCGGCUCUCUCAAAUAACAAUGUAACACCAUUUCCUAAUUCGAGUCAAGUUUUUAAUGCAGUCACUAAUUUGGUCACUAACUUUAACGACAACCUCACAAAUGGAGAGAAGUUCAAUAUCUUAAAUCAGCUGCAGACAAUCAUUGACUGUCCAAGCCUUCAGAAACUGAAGCUACUAAGUCAAGAUGUUGAAAUACUUCUGAGUCCGGAGAAACACAAAUUUCAGUUAAGAAGAAGAAUAAACGAACUGUUACAGCACAUCGAAGAGGAAGCACAUGGCACUGACAUGCUAGAGGAUGAGAAGGAGAUGGUGACAUUCUUUCUGUCUGAGGUUGUGUCAUUUGACAUUACCGCUACGACAACCAUUGAGAUACACAACUAAGUAAGUUUAAGAAUUGACUUCCAUGUAACUUGAGUGAUGUUUUUGGGAGUGAAGGAAAAUUUGAAAUCAAAUCAGUUUACCAUUCUUUCAAGAAAAACAAAUUAUAUUCAGCAACUAAAAUAUAAACAGUUUUAUAAAACUGAAUUCUUCAAACAUUUGAAAUAUUUUAUCAUUUCAGUCUGCCAUUAAAGUUAUCAAAUUUAAAUAAAUGUUUUUGAUGUUGCAAAAUGUCACAGUUUUUUUUUUGUCUCCUUCAUUUUUCAGUGAAAUGCAAGAGUACAGAUGUAUAGUGUCAUCACUUUUUAAAAAAAAUGGACAAGAUGCAUUUGGACAAGUAGAUAACUAGACACACGUAUAUCCGGACAUUAUGAAAUCUGAACUUUGUUACGUCUGGACAUGAUUGCGUCUGGAUUUUUUGAGGUCUAGAAAUGAUGACAUCUGAACAUGAUGAGAUUUGAACAUGAAAACAUGUAAACUUGAUAACAUCUGGAUACGUUGACAUGUGCACCCUGUGACUUCUAAAUGUAACAAACAAAUCAAAUGUCGUAUUGAGACAUUUAUUUAAAAUAUUAUUUUAAGUUUAAGCUUAACUUGUAAACAUUUGCAAAUAGAUUCAAUAAUUAAUCGUUACAUUACGAAUAAUAAUGUUUUUUGUGUGUUUAUAAAAUUGUUAAGUUAUUUUUUUAAUAAUAAUUUAUGAAAAGCUGUAAUUUCAUAUUAGUUUACAAAUUAUGUUGUGUUUACACUAAAAAUGACUUGAUAAAGUC
Molecule: messenger RNA, 3422 nt
Organism: Lymnaea stagnalis (great pond snail)
Lineage: Eukaryota; Metazoa; Mollusca; Gastropoda; Lymnaeidae
Source: the annotation of a GenBank genome assembly